Ctenopharyngodon idella (grass carp) is the source of this 1493-nucleotide messenger RNA. RefSeq lists its product as uncharacterized. The coding region runs from base 295 to 1164 and encodes 289 amino acids. NCBI's taxonomy places the organism in Eukaryota, Metazoa, Chordata, Actinopteri, Cypriniformes, Xenocyprididae. The transcript has 8 exons. The record is from RefSeq and is a predicted model, not a curated record.
AGCACAACACGCAGACGAUCCCUUACGCGCGAUGGAAGCAUCGGCACAAUGAUCAGCGCGAGAAAUACUAAAUAAGAUCUGAAUUCUGAUACACCUGAACCCGUGGAUGAAAAACAUUAUGAGAGAUUAUUGCUCGCAUUAUUAAUUUCCAAGGAAAGUGAUCCAAUGUAUAGUAGGGGGGACACAAAGAAGUGGAUAUGGAAAUAGGCGUGACAGUGUGCUUGCAGUAAUUUUUCAAAUGUAAAUCUCAUUUACAGCAAAUUGGUUUGAUUGUCCAUCAGCGUGCAUGUAAACAUGAGCUGUGGAGAACAAGAACAAAAGACGAAACUUCAGCACUUCCUGUCCGAACUUGCAAUAUUGGGUUCCUUACAGGGCUUCCAUUAUUUUCAGCCCUGGCUAAGAGGGAGAGAGGAACUUCUUUUGACCGUGGUUAAUGAUGACUUGAAGUGGCGUUCUCCUGGGUACGCCGUGUCUGUGGCCUCCACCUUCACCAGCUCAACCUGCAGUAGCAGUUACAGUCUGGACAGCGAUUACGCCAGCUCACCUUUAGCAGGAGAAGAACCACUUUCACAACACAAACAACAGAUGCCAGAAGCCACACAGCAACAAACUCCCAGCAGGGAUGUCGAUUCUCAUCUUCUCCCAGCCUCACCCAGUGAGCGAGAGAUCGCUGUUCCUGAAAUGAACUGCACCCUGUUCCUGUUAGCCGGUUAUGCCAAGUACGGACAACCUUAUGCCUGGAUUCGAUCCAAUCAUGAGCGUCUAGUAAAUGUUGGAGGAACUGAUACGCUAGUCAAAGAUACACCAAUGAAACUUAAGUCCAUCACAGACUGGGUUUCAACAUCCCAAGGAACUCAUGUAUGGGACGUAGUGAGUGAGUUGGUGGGACUGUGCACCAUGCCGCCUCCCGACAACCCCUUCUCUCUAGACAUGCGCUACCUCCAAACCCUGUCCCUCCCAGAGCGUUUCCUGGCCACUGGGGCCCUUCUGAAUUUCCUGGAGAUGAUUGUGGUUCAGGGAAGCCGAGAGGAACCGUUCUAUGAUCUGGUUGUGGCAGAGUUGGUGCCAUUGAGACGACUUCAUUUCCAAAGCCUCUCUGAGUUCCAGAAGUUUCAAGGCAGUGACAGAUUUCCCAGGACUUCAAGUCCCUUACCCGGCAAAUGAGAGCUGAUGCUUCAAAAUACAACAGCAUUCAAGGUUAUUAAAUUCCAAAGGAUUUGCCAUUUGGCCUAAAACUCCAAACAUCACAAACUGUAACAAGUUUAAUCAUGAACUAAUAGUUUAUUUCGUUCUUUAUUUAUUUUUGAUACUGAGGACCAUUAACUUAAGUGUAAACAAAGAGAUUCAAUGAUGACUGCUUAAGCCCCAUGACUUUAAGCUCCUAAAUGUCAGCCAUGGCAUGUUUUUGUGAAGCACGUACAUGUCUUUGAAAAGUUGUGAAAUCAGACCAGGAGUAUUUUAAUCCCUCGCAUUAAAAGAUUUGCACCCCAUGA